Messenger RNA from Aspergillus calidoustus, 2700 nucleotides. NCBI's taxonomy places the organism in Eukaryota, Fungi, Ascomycota, Eurotiomycetes, Eurotiales, Aspergillaceae. The record is from the annotation of a GenBank genome assembly.
AUGGAGGCCUUUACUUUUGCGGUGUCCACCCAGGUGGAUUUCCCCGUAUACGUCAAAAUCGGCUCUCUAGAAGGAAAGCAAAAACAGCUCCCGUUCUCGGUCCUUUUAAACCAGCCAGAAUUGCGACACAUUGGCUCCUCCCAGAAUCCGCUAUCAGACCUCUUCGUCACGGUUCAGCUAUGGUCGGAAUCCAAGCCCCUCGGGGUACCGUUGCAAACUGCAUACAAAGCGUUCAAAGUCGCCAGAGCUUGGAAUGAAUGGCUGCAGCUGCCUAUGUCGAUCAAAGAUGCUCCUCUGAAAUGUCAGCUCGCAAUCACGAUCUGGGAUCUAUCGCCGUUUGGCGGCGAGGGCGCGGACGGCCACUAUAUUCCGUUUGGUGGGACAACGAUACCUCUGUUCGAUGAAGAUGGAAAGCUGAAGACUGGGAGGCAAAAGUGCAAGGUCUACCGACACAAAGCCGCUGAUGGCUUCUCGGCGACGUCGACACCAUCGAGCCCUCCUCCGAAACGGCGAAAAGGGAACAAACCUGACCCGCUGGGCUCUUCUACUGAAGAGCUCGAGCUGGAACGAGUGGAGGUUCUGAUCAAGAAACACGAGAUGGGCGAAAUACCUCGGAUUGAUUGGAUGGACCAGAUGGUAUUCCGCCAGCUAGAGAAACUCAAGCUUAAUGCCGAAGAAGCUGCGAGGAAGCGGGCGGUUCUCUUAAAGGCCAACAAAGAACGGAACCCUAGCGGUGAAGAAGACGAGGAGGGCGAAGAACAAAUCGACGACGAAAAUUUCAUUCUUUAUGUCGAGUUCCCACGAUUUGACCAUCCUAUUGUAUGGUCCGACCAUGAAUAUCCACCGCCGCCGAUUUCAUCAUACGCGCAAAACGCACCUGGGAAUAUGGAUCCAGCUCUUAAACCCAUGCCAGAGGUCCGCUUCGGCCCGGGAAUCGAAGGAGCCGACGGCGAAGGGGUUAUACGAAUCUAUGAUCCUGAAGUGGGCCAAACGGGGAAUCCUUGUGAAGACAAACAUCGCAGGCUCAUACGUAGCCAUCGGACUGGGUUCAUGGACCGUGAUCUCAAGCCGAACCGUAAGAUCCGGGAUGAGCUCGACAGGAUAAUGAAAAAGGAACCUACGCAAGAUCUUACCGCCGAGGAAAAGGAUCUUGUAUGGCGGUUCCGCUACUACCUCACGCGAGAGAAGAACGCUCUCACCAAGUUUGUCAAAUCAGUGAACUGGCGAGACGAUAGCGAAGCCCAGCAAGCGGUUGGAAUACUACCCAAGUGGACAGAUAUUGACGUUGAUGAUGCUCUCGAGCUCCUCGGACCCACAUUUGACAACGCUGCCGUUCGCUCGUAUGCUGUCGAGCGCCUCCGCAAGGCAGACGACGAUGAGCUACUUUUGUAUUUGCUGCAACUCGUUCAGGCGUUGAAAUACGAAGAUAACAUUCAUGGAGAUCCUGAAAUCACAGCCCACGACUCGUCUCUGGCCAACUUUCUCAUCACCCGCGCAGCCAACAACUUCAAACUAGGUAACUACCUCCAUUGGUACCUGAUGGUCGAGUGCGAUGAUGCUGGCCCGGGGACGCUGUCUUCCCAUCGCAGACUUUUUGCUCGGGUCGAGUACUACUUCAUGACAGAGUUGGAGCAGAUUCAUCCAGAAUUUAGAAAGACGCUGCUCCGCCAAGGCGAACUCAUCACUGUGCUUUCAAAAAUAUCCAAAGACAUCCGCUUCGCGCGAGAGAACCGCCCUCUGAAGAUUGAGAAACUCAAAAAGUUCCUGAAAGACCCCAAGAAUGAUCUCCUCCAUUUUGACCCGCCACUUCCUCUUCCCUUGGACCCGGAUGUCCUAGUUACGGGCUGCUUCCCCGAUGAAUCCAACGUGUUCAAGUCUUCCUUAUCACCUCUCCUCAUAACGUUUAAAACAGCCGAAGGUCGAGAAUACCCGAUUCUAUUCAAAGUCGGUGACGACCUCCGGCAAGACCAGCUGGUCAUUCAAAUCAUCAUCCUAAUGGACCGACUCCUGCAAAAGGAAAACCUCGACCUCAAACUCACCCCAUACCGCAUCCUGGCUACAAACGCCACCGCAGGCGCCAUGCAAUUUAUCCCCUCAACAUCCCUCUCCGCCGUCUCCGCCAAAUACAAGACUGUCCUCGCCUACCUCAAGGCCAACAACCCGGACGAAAGCGAGCCUCUUGGCGUCCGCAAGGAGACAAUGGACACAUACAUCAAGUCCUGCGCCGGAUACUGCGUCAUCACGUACCUCCUCGGCGUUGGAGACAGGCACCUCGAGAACCUCCUCCUCGCGCCAGACGGCCACUUCUUCCACGCAGAUUUCGGCUUCAUCCUAGGCCGGGACCCGAAGCCCUUCGCGCCGAUGAUGAAACUGUGCAAGGAGAUGGUUGAAGGAAUGGGCGGGACCACAUCGCCGUUGUAUCUCCAGUUCAAGCAGUACUGUUUCACAGCGUAUACAACGCUUCGCAAGUCGGCGAAUCUUAUCCUCAAUCUGUUCAGUCUCAUGGUUGAUGCUAAUAUCCCGGAUAUCCGGGUCGAGCCGGAUAAAGCCGUGCUAAAGGUCAAGGAGAGGUUCCAUCUUGAGAUGAGUGAAGAGGAGGCUAUUCGGCACUUUGAGCAGCUGAUUGGCGACAGUGCGAAUGCGAUUUUCGGUGUCGUUAUUGAUCGGCUUCAUGACUUUGUUCAGGGAUGGAGAGCGUGA